AUGCAAUCCACACACAAGCGCCCCUACACCAACAACAAUGACUCCACAACCACAUGCAAGCAUGUCCACACCAACAACAAUGGCAACUACUCUGCCACCAUCACUGGCUUCCUGAGGGAGAUUUGGAAACACAUCUGCACCUACGUGCCAUUUGUGUGCAGAGAUUUCCUCGCCAUCUUUGAAGAGCUCCACUACGAGCCCAAGCCACCUCACACCAAGUGCUCACCUCAAGGCGAUUGA
This is a messenger RNA of Acanthamoeba castellanii str. Neff, 240 nucleotides long. RefSeq lists its product as uncharacterized. The transcript is spliced from 2 exons. The coding region runs from base 1 to 240 and encodes 79 amino acids. The record is from RefSeq and is a predicted model, not a curated record. NCBI's taxonomy places the organism in Eukaryota, Discosea, Longamoebia, Acanthamoebidae.